AAAUCCCCUCUCCUCAUGCCUUCCUUCCUCUCCGUUUCUCUUUCUCCUCUGCAACUAACGCCCAAAUCCACGUCAACGGCUACUAGAAUCCGCGGCUUAAACUAAAUUAAACAACUCCACUUUUCUUUUCAUUCAGAUUUAACGCGAAAUUUUCCAUUUUUUCCUUGAUUUUUUGCGAACCCAAUUGAGCUCAGCUAGCUCCGGCGAGUGGGCCCCAUUUCUUCGAUGGAUUGCGGUGAUGGGAAGCGGGAAAGGUUGAGUCUUUGCGGCGGAAACAGCGGAAUUGCUAUGAAUCGAGACGGGGAAGAGGAGGAAGAGGAGGAAUUGGAGCUGAGCUUGGGGCUGUCGAUGAAUGGGAGAUUCGGGGUGGACCCAAUGCGGAAGAGGCUGAAGCGGUCGUCUUCGAUUUCGAAUUUGGCGUUCGACGAGGGGCGCGUGGAGGCGUGCGUGCCGCUGGCGAGGACGCGGUCGCUGCCGGCGGAGGUGGAGGAGGAGUGGCGGAGGCGGAAGGAGUUCCAGUCGAUGAGGCGGAUGGCAGCGAGGAAGAAGAGGAUGGAGAAGCUGAGGAAUGUCAGAGUGCAGCAAAAGGAGAUUAGUAGUAGUAAUGGGUAUGAAAUCUCAUCCUCUCAAGGCUCCAUUGGAUCACAGGGCUCUUCUGGGAUUUCCGAUCUUGAUUUUGAGGGAGGGACCCAAAAGGCCGACGUCCCACCCCCUACGAGCCGGCCAUCACAAGACCAGAGCGAGCAGGAACCGCCAACCCGGGCAGCGUCCAAUAGGGACGCCAAGCCACCGAACCCUCCUCCUAGCAAGAACCCGAUGUGUGAAAUGCCUUACGUCUCCACCAAGGGAGAUGGACCCAACGGCCACAAGAUAGAGGGAUUCUUGUACAGAUAUAAGAAAGGCGAGGAAGUUAGGAUAGUGUGCGUUUGCCACGGCAUGUUCCUCACCCCGGCUGAAUUCAUUAAGCACGGUGGUGGGGGCGACGUCGAGCACCCCUUGAAGCACAUCGUAGUUAACCCUUUCCCUCUCUUGUAACGCGAAGGCUUAGUUCCGGCGUUGAGUGUUGUUUUCUCCCCUCUCUUGAUGAGUAGAGCUGAUGAAGAACGAUCAAUGCUUUGUAAUUCGAUGACAUUGUAUGCUACUUCUUCUUUCCAAAUUCCUACCUUUUUAA
Molecule: messenger RNA, 1171 nt
Organism: Salvia hispanica
Lineage: Eukaryota; Viridiplantae; Streptophyta; Magnoliopsida; Lamiales; Lamiaceae
Product: ninja-family protein AFP3-like
Biological process (GO): negative regulation of DNA-templated transcription; signal transduction
Cellular component (GO): nucleus
Source: RefSeq, a predicted model, not a curated record